Messenger RNA from Drosophila arizonae, 2925 nucleotides. It is a transcript of the gene AdoR, whose product is annotated as Adenosine receptor. Gene Ontology annotation, biological process: G protein-coupled adenosine receptor signaling pathway; adenylate cyclase-activating G protein-coupled receptor signaling pathway. NCBI's taxonomy places the organism in Eukaryota, Metazoa, Arthropoda, Insecta, Diptera, Drosophilidae. The record is from RefSeq and is a predicted model, not a curated record. Gene Ontology annotation, cellular component: plasma membrane. Gene Ontology annotation, molecular function: G protein-coupled receptor activity.
ACAUGGCAAACAUGGCGUAUGCGCAACAUGCAACUGCAACAAGUGCAACAACAUAUGCUAUUUCAGUUCACUUACUGAGCAAUUCGCGUCAAUUAGGCUAUACACGCUCCAAGGCACAACAUAAUUGAAGCUGUCUGCAAUUGCCAUUAUUACUACAACAGCAACAACAACAAAGGAGGAAAAUAUUGAAAUCGAAAAUUAAAUCAAAUUUAUUGAACGCCUCAAUUCGCCUCUGCCAACAUGUCCGAGUUUCGGUUCUUUUCGUACACCGACUUUGCUUUCAGAACGAAUCACUCGCAGAAUCUGAUCAAUCUGCCCUUUACGCAAUACCAUGCCGCCGCCAGUACUCAGCAGACGGAGCAGACGUCGGCGGACAUCGAGCUGAAUGUGCCGUACACCGUGUUCGAGGUGCUUGUGGCCAUCAUCAGCAUCAUUGGCAACCUGAUGGUGAUCAUUGUCUUCCGGCGCGAACGGAAGCUGCGCCGCCGCACCAACUACUACAUCGUCUCGCUGGCCAUGGCCGAUUUCCUGGUUGGCUCGCUGGGCGUGCCCUUCGCCAUACUGGCCUCCAUUGGCUUGCCCAAGAAUCUGCACGCCUGCCUCUUCACCGUCUCGCUGCUGGUGGUGCUCUGCACCAUAUCCAUCUUCUGCCUGGUCGCCGUCUCCGUGGAUCGCUACUGGGCCAUACUCUACCCGAUGGCCUACUCCCGCAAUGUGCGCACCCGCACGGCAAUUGUCAUCAUAUCCGUGUGCUGGUUGGCUGGCGCAAUUGUGGGCUUUCUGCCGCUCUUCGGCUGGCACGCGGAUGUGCCCCACGAUCAGACCUGCCUGUUCGUCGAGGUUAUGGACUACAACUAUCUGGUCUUUCUGUACUUUGCCACCAUCAUCACGCCGGCCCUGCUCAUGCUGGCCUUCUACACGCACAUCUAUCGAGUGAUUAUCAAGCAGGUGCGCCAGAUAGUGACCAUGAAUCCCGCAUCGGAUCUGAGCCGACGCUCCUCCACCGCCCAGAUGCAGGUGACCACAACGGGGCGCGGCGGCCACACGGGCACCAUGCUCCGCGUCCUGGGCGCCGCACGCAAGCGGGACGUGAAGGCCACGCAGAAUCUGUCCAUCAUUGUGCUGUUCUUCAUGAUCUGCUGGAUACCGCUGUACACGAUCAACUGCAUCAAGGCCUUCUGCCCCAACUGCUAUGUGCACCCCAAACUGACGCUCUUCUGCAUCAUACUCUCGCAUCUGAACUCGGCGGUCAAUCCCGUGCUCUACGCCUACCACCUGAAGGACUUUCGACUGGCGCUGAAGAACCUCAUGCUGAGGCUGAUGGGCGUGGACAUCGAUCAGCAGGCGGAGGCCAUACAUCGCUUCUCGCUGGCCAGCCAGCACCGCCUGCAGUCCAUGGACUCCACCAUGCGCACCACGCAGCCGCGCAUGUAUGUGGGUGAGUGUGAGUGCGCGUCGUCUACUUUAAUGCUUAGCGAAUGGCGAGCUAAUGAUCCUCUCUCCCGAUUCACAGACUCGCCCAUUUGGCUGCGCCAGCAGCAGGAGGCGCUCAAGAACUCCCAGCUGCUGCCCAAGUGCGGCGUCCUCACGCCCUGUGUGAACAGCAUCAAUCAGACGGUGGCCGCCGCCGUGACCGCCUCCACGGACAUUGAGCGCGACAUGUGGAACAUUGUGGAGGCAUCCAGCGGAGCGGAGCUAGGCGAGAUUAGCUAUGAGUUUCCCAGCGCCAAGCGGGAGAGCGAUCAUGAAAGCAGCGCCUCGAUUUCAGCGCCGGCGACUGCGCAGCCAGCUGUGCAGUCAGCGUCGCAGCAGCAGCGCUGCGACAGCGCUUUCUCGUACGACAACCAGAACUACUCGACGGGACCUGAGGACGGCAUCAGCCUGCCCGACGACCUGGACGAGUAUGAGGACGUGUUUGUGCCGCCAAGCGGCAACCACAACUACCAGGGCGUCGAUCCCGUCGAGCUGCGUCGCUCGUUGGCCUGUGUCAUGCGCGAGAAGCUGCGCAGCGAUGACACCGACUACUACAGCCAGCAGGCUGCACUGCAGGAUGCCAGCAGCGGUGACCAGGAGCUGCCGUCCACGCUGGAACGGGUCAGACCCUGCUCCACGCGCACCUCCCCCAGCAACGGAACACUGCCGCAGCAACUGCGCGCCAAGCUGCUCGCCGGCAACUCGAACAGCGAUCACUGCCUGCCCCUGCCCAGCACAGGUGCCAACAGCGCCGGCAUCUAUGUCAUCGAUGGCGCCACGAAUCCCCUGUCGCCUGGCCACAAGCCGAAGUAUCGCAAGUCCACGGCACUGACGCGCAACUCGCGCAAGAAGAGUCGCUCCUGCACCUGCGCCAACGAACAGAAGCAGGCGAGCCCUGGCGAAGCAGCCAACUCUACAGCCGGCCAGCCUAACCAUAGUCUCAGCACCAGGCAGUCGGAGGAGUCGCCGCCAGCUCAGACGAGUCACGAGCACUUCUUCAGUCCGCUCAAGUCAGUGGGCAGCUUUAUGCAGCAUUCCAAUAUUUUUAAUCUCUUCCAGCCGCACGCAACGGCGACCACAGCCCCAACGGCGCUGAACACUGCUCCUGGACCAGGCUCAGAGACGGGGACGGGGACAGGGACAGGGACUGGAACAGGACUGGGCACAGGGACAGGAACAGCAUCAGGGGAAGGCACUGGAGCUGGACCCACUGCUCCUCCAUCUAUGCCCAAUUCACGACUGAGCGUUGGGCCAUUGACCUCCACGUCGGCCUCUUCGUCCUCGUCUCUAGUCGCUGCCAGCGUUGAGAGUUGACCUACGGUCAAUGCUCCUCACCAGGCAGACAAAGACUAGGCAAAUACUCGCAAGACAAAAGCUUUUAGCAUAAGUACCUAGUUUUCGAGUUUCAAACGACUCCACCAUAGAUCAAUGCUUGGAACAGCCGGAAACGGA